This is a messenger RNA of Eleginops maclovinus (Patagonian blennie), 1129 nucleotides long. It is a transcript of the gene polr1h, whose product is annotated as RNA polymerase I subunit H. NCBI's taxonomy places the organism in Eukaryota, Metazoa, Chordata, Actinopteri, Perciformes, Eleginopidae. Gene Ontology annotation, biological process: termination of RNA polymerase I transcription; DNA-templated transcription. Bases 309 to 665 code for a protein of 118 amino acids. The transcript is spliced from 5 exons. Gene Ontology annotation, cellular component: RNA polymerase I complex. The record is from RefSeq and is a predicted model, not a curated record. Gene Ontology annotation, molecular function: nucleic acid binding; zinc ion binding.
UGGGCCGCCGUGCGCCGCGGACAUGUUUUAACAUGUUUUCUUAGUAAUGUCAAAUUAAUAAAAUAUAUUGAUGCAAAUGUAUAACAUUUAAAAACAAACGCUAACGUCGGCGCACAUGUAUGACGUCACAACAUGCGACUGAGUUAACCGACCCCGCAGUGUGGAGCAUGCUGGAUGUAAACACACCGCAGACUGACGUUAACAUUACAGACAGUUAUUCUUCUUCUCUCCGCUUUAAACUGCGUAUUGCCUUUGGCUGGUGACGUCGUUUACACUUCCACAGUUCCCUUCCUGUUCUCCACACAGAGAUGUCUUGUUUUGGAGGAAAUCCAAACUUCUGUCCGGAGUGUGGGAAUGUCCUUCCUCUGCCGGGGAUCCCGGACACGGUGCGCUGCCCCCGCUGCUCCUUCUGCAUCCCUGUAGCAGAGUUCUCCAAGCAGGAGAUCCGCUCCUCGGUGGUGUUUAACCCUGUGGAGCAGUCCACGGUGACCCUGAAGAACGAGGACAACUCGGAGCUGAAGGGAGCCGUGAUCGACAGGCGCUGCUCCCGCUGCAACAAGGAGGGCAUGGUGUACCACACCAGGCAGAUGAGGUCCGCAGACGAAGGGCAGACGGUCUUCUUCACCUGUAUAAACUGCAGAUAUCAAGAGAAGGAGGACUCCUGAGAAGAGGUCCCGCUCUCCGUGCUGCUUCAGAUGGAUUGUACAUAUGACAACAGGCCCUCCACCUCUGCUUUAUCUAAUAAUGCUGUCACUCCUCUUGAAUUAUUAGCAUUUUGAAGGAAAUUUGACAAAAAUAAUCUUAACUCAGACUCCACUUGCUUGGACCACUAGCUUUCUUGUCCUGGGUCUUCUGCAGUUCUUAGGUAUACUGGAACUCAUUGAUAAUCUCAUCCCAGUGAACAUUUGUCUUGAUCCACUAAAGCUUCCAAGGUUGGAAAAGAACUUUAAUGAACAAUAUCCGUUAACUAAGUUGGAUUUUCUUUGCCUUUUGAGCCUCAAACAAUCUUUAUGUUCAGAAAUUAAACUUUAUCCAUUUUUUAUAGGUUAAAAUAUAGAUAUUUCUAUGUUAUCCCCUGUUACUUCAACAUGAAACUAUAAAUCUUCCUAAAUAAAGUGUGUACGUGGAA